Molecule: messenger RNA, 4412 nt
Organism: Dreissena polymorpha
Lineage: Eukaryota; Metazoa; Mollusca; Bivalvia; Myida; Dreissenidae
Exons: 5
Coding region: 2221-3660 (479 amino acids)
Source: RefSeq, a predicted model, not a curated record
UUACAUUUAAUUUUGUGCAGAUCAGACCCUCUUUAACAAACAAUUCUAUAAAAGCGGAAUGUGUCUUUCCUAAUAGCCUGUUCGGUUUGCAAAAGUUAAGCUGUGAAGACAUGCGUAUGAAUUAAGCCCCGUUUUCACAGAGCGCGGCUCAUAUUUUACUUAAAGUUGUUAUGUUAUCUUUCAGGGAGUACAAACAGAGAGUACAUUUCGAGCACCAGCGUGUUGGUACCUCUGUAUCCGACUUACAACGGGUGCCUAGUGUUUGUUAUGUUGUCAGUUUCCGCUUACUUAACGAAGAACGAAGAAACCGAGAAAAUCUCUGUCACUAAAGACCUGAUUACUAGAACCGAGGCGUGUAUCGUUUCUUUGAGAAUAGGCUGGGUUGAGUAAUAUUUGUGGGGUAUGGUAUCCUAGUGUCUGGAUACAUUUGCGAUGCAGGAGAAAAAAACGUAAAAGGUGUUUUUUUAAACAAUUUAGCCUUGCUCUGUUAACAGGGUGUUUAAUUCAUGUGCGUAAAAUGUCGUAACAGAUUAGCCUGUGCAGUCCGCACAACCAAGGACGACACUUUCAGCCUUACCUGGAGUUUCGAUAUGAAAAAACUUUCUUUAAAGUAAACAAAAAAAUAACAGCGGAAAGUUUCGUCUCUUAUUAGCCUGCGCGGACUGCUUAUGCUAAAUAAAUAUGGGACGACAAUUUACGCACACGCAUUAAACUCCCUUUCUCAAAGCAGAAUCUCAUUUUUCAGAACAUCUAGAGUUGAAGAAGUACCGUUACAUCAACACUUUGUUGACACAAGCUACGUGGCAAAAACUUAAAUGUCAUCAUAGAGUGUUGAACUAGUUGGAUGGAAUAAUUUUGAAUUAUGCAAGUAGGCAAUAAUUACAUUGGAGACGCCGUCCCAAUACUGUUCAGUGUUAAGACACUUAACCGAUAGCACAUAUUAACUCUGCCCAUUUUCAUAAUAAGUAUGUACCUGACGGAGUUGAGUUUUAAUCGUUUAAACCUGACACUAUUUUAUUACAAUCCAUUCAAUUGAAUGCCUGCGCCUUCAAAUACCGAAUAUAUCAAUAGAAAUCAUCAGACCAUUCAGGUUUAUUUCAAUAGAUUGUGUAUUGGUAUAUUUUGAAUUGAAGCAUUGGGUAUUAUACUUGAAGUAUUGGUUUAAAUGAUUUGUUAAUAAUGUGGAGACGCGUGAAUCACUGCUAUUUAUUCAGGCAUUAAUUUGUUUGUUGUAUUAUUGAAUCAACUCUGAAGUUUAGGAAGCUAUCUGUAGAAGUUUAAACACAGUGUUGGCAAGGGAACUAGUGGUAAGAUUUACGCAGUUUAUUAAAUAUUAGUAAUGUUUUCUAUUAAUAUAACUUUCAUUCGUAGAAAUAAAUUAAACGCUCGCCUUAAACAAAAAAUAUGUAUUUCAUAUCGAAACUAUAAUUAUAAUGUAUCAAAACAUGGGUUAUUUUGGUUUUGUCUUACUAGUUGACGUUGGGACAAAUACGUUUUUAUCCUCCUCCACAGCUAUGUUUUUUUAUCACUAUAAAAUAAAUAGACUACACGGAUUUUGUUAAACGAUAACUUACAGAAGAUUGUUUAAGCGUUACACGUUGGUGAUUGCCGUAAUAACCAAAGGCUCGUAUUUCUCAUUUCUCAAAAAAACACGCUAAAGUGCCAGUUGUUCCUAAAAAAAACUAAAUAUAUAUAAAAUUUCCAUUUUAAAGAAUAUUUAUAAAUACACAAGCGAAACUCUUGAAUACUAAAUCAGUGUGUGGCUAUUUAUUCUGAAAAAUAAGGCAUUAGUACAUACUGAUUUUAAACAAUCUGAAUUUAAUAUAUAUUUAAAAUAAUAAUCCGUAAAGACAAAGAGAGGCAAGUCACUUUUAUCAAGUUGACCAGUUAUUGACAAGCGUAUACCUUUAUAUACAUUGAUAUUAAAUUGCAAUUAUUUUUCGAAUUGUAUACACUAUUUUCUAGUAUAUUAUUUGGGCUAAUCACGGUACAUGUUUGUUUAUUAGGAAGGCCUUAUUUGUGUCAGAAGAUCGUCGAAAAACAAGGGGUAUCAGAAACUUUGAUCAAUCAUUAAGGACGACAUCUAAAAACUCUUGAUUAAACUAGCUACGUGGCGGUCCACAUGCCAUAUCAACACAAGUCGCGUGCGUUACUGCAGUUUUCAAACAUUCCGCGCCGAAGAACAACCUUACUGAUCGGUCAAGGGCACGCACUGUAUGGAUGGCUGACAGUGGCACAAGACAUGAUGAACCGGAAAGAUUCCGAAGACAUGGCAGUGUGUCCAGCAAACAAGACCUGAUUCAGUGGGAAAAUACCUCCGUUGAGACAUGCACUAUACUGAGCUGGCUCGGUUACGGAACGGAGCUCAUACAGGCUCGGAGAGACGCAUAUCGGGAGUCAGGCAAGCUGUUAACUGCACGGGAAUGUGGAGAGGCAACGUAUAUUAUUACGGGUAGCAAAGGUGAGGGGCUGAGCAGCUUCUUGGAAAGUGAUCAUGAUCAAAUUAUUGUAAAUAAUAGAGUAUUCUGUUUAGAAGAUGAUGUAAAGUCAUGUGCCUUUCCUAGGGAGAUAACCGUGUUGAGAUCACUCAGCCGCAGGAGUUACCAUGGUCACUGUAGACUGCUACUGGAGAGAGGCGGUACAACAAUUGACAGGGAAGUAAAUGAUGCGUUUUGUGAUGACGGAUAUGGUCGCGAACUUUUGAGCAGUGACUUGUAUGUUAAUAACUGGUCGAACGAAGACUUGACUGAGGGCAUGGUGCAGCAUGAGCGUGCGGGACCAUCAAUUCCGAGUACAACGCAUGGACACUUGCACUAUGACAAUGUACAUGCAUUACAUUACUACUGCCCCAACAUUCUGUCAAAAUGGGCCGCAAGACCUCGCCACUGGCCGCCACCGGAAGUCGCUCAGAGGGUCGUAUCACUUGGGGCGGUUCUUACGCCUGUUGGUUUUAAAGGAAGUGAAUCUCAACACGUUGAAUGGAGAGUGUGUUUUAACGCCGGUGAGAUGGAACUUAUUAGCAAUCUUAAUGACACUCAAACUAAAUUGUAUGUUUUAUUGAAAAUGAUAAAGAACGAUGUAUUACAUCCACGUAAGAAAGAAGUUUCAUCGUACACAUUGAAAAACAUCGUUUUAUGGAUGGCGGAAAAUAAUCCUCAAGCCUCGUUUCAUAACAAAAGUAUUUUGCAGUGGUUGCAUGAAGCAUUGGAUGCGCUAAGAGUUGCAUUGAUCACCUUAGAGCUACCAUACUAUAUGAUUCCAGAAAGGAAUUUGAUGGCAACCUCUGGACUGGAUGAGGAACAGCAACGCACAUGGAUAUCAACGAUUACAGAAAUGCUCAAUGAAGGUCCGAAGAUGAUACUAAGACUUCCAAAGAUACGAAAAUCUCUCAUUGCUCAUCCUGAACCAUUACGAUGGUACAGCGGGAGGAGAAUUGAGCUGGAGUUGUUGGGGCUCAUGCUCAUGAACAGAGUGGCAAUCUGCAGUGAUGAGAACGGGGAGGUUGACGGUACCGAUGCGAUUGUGCAGGCAUUAGUGAGACGAAGAAACGAGGUUGUAACAGAUGUUUGCGUGAGGAUGAGAAUGGAAGGGAGUCGAGUUAUCAACGCACAGGCUAUUUUUGUUAGAAUUAUGAUGGAAAACGUUAACGAUGAUCAAUAGAUCAGAAACGAGGCGCGGACAACACGUAUUUAUAACUUUUGAGUACAUAUUAUCUUAAACGAAUCACCGAUCAUUGUUGCCGGGAACGUGAAAAUUAUACAACUUAUCGUAUUAGUGAUUUGUUUGUUCAGUAAUUGAUGUUUGACUUGCAGACGUUUGUUUCACUUUUUAAAAAUAUGCACAAUUUUACAAAAGAUUUGUUUACAGUAGGCUGUAAACUUUACCGAAACAAUAAAUUUCGAUACAUUUUAUUAAAAAAUGUCAAUCGGCUUCGCAUAGAUAACAUUAGUUUGCAAAAUAACGUUAUGUAAAGUAAUUUUGCUAUAUUGUAUAUAUCUUAACAAAAUAUGUACGUAUCGCGCUUGGAAACCAGCGGUAUAAUUUCAAGUUAUGCAUAUAUUUCCCUUUAGAGCUUAUAGUAGUAACUCAUUUUGUCGACGUAUGUAGAAAUGUGACUUUUGUUAAUUUGCGUAUGCAUGUUAGGAAAUAAAGUGUGUUUGUGUCAUUUGUAUCUCAUCUUCUUAUCUAAAUGUUCACUUGGUUUAUGGUUGGUAUUGUUAACGCAUUUGCACUGAAUAAAUAUAUGUGUUACUGGCAGUUACUGAAAGUCCACUGGUAUUGUUGUAAUUGCUGUAAAUGUAUCGAUAAUAUUCUUGUUUUUCUUGUUGAGUAGAAACAUUGUUGUGAUUUGUAAUAUUGAUCAAAAAGUAUUGAACACAUGUUUGCACUUAUCGAUAAAAAUGGUGCAUAUC